AGUUGAUAUUUUGAGACAAACUUUAAUAUUGUAUAAAUGGAUAAUAUAACCCAUUUAAAUACGCCAGGGUUUAGCGGAGGUCAAAAAUCCUCUGGAUCGACAACAGUACUGAAUACCUGCAUUUGUUGUUUGGCAAUAAAUAUUCCGCUGGUGAAAUUAACAAAUUGUAAACACGUAGAGUUUUUUGAAUAUAUCCUGGAGGUUAAGUUAGAGUACCUAGCAACUUUUGUCUGCUACGCAUGUCACGGCACACUCAGGGAUAUUUACCAGUUCAAGAGACAAGUGCAAUAUAGUCUUUCAAAUCUUAAGAAACAGGUUAAAAACUUAAAUCGGAACAACACAAAACUUUCUAAACUCACAAAAGCUGAUAUAGAAAUAUUCCAUACUCAGAACUCCAAGCCCCUUGAAAAAGAGGUCGUCAAAAUAAAAACUGAAGUUAAAAUCGAAAUUGAACAAAGAUGCUCUGAUGCUGAUCCAUUAGCGAUGAUUAAAGAAAAAGAUAGAGGUCCUAUAACUCCAUUCUUCUUAAAUCGGAAUCCGGAAAAUGAUAUCCCAUUAUGGACGAUUAGUGAAAAACAGAGAGAUCCUAAUACUCCAUUCUUCUCAAAUAUGGGUCCGGUGAUUGUCCCAUUACCGCCUAAAGAUCCCAAUAUUUCAUUCUUCUCACAUCCAUACAGGAUCCAGGAUCCAAGGAUUAUCCCAAUACCGGUGAUUCAACAGAAACAUAAAGAUCCUAAUGUUUCAUAUUUCCCACAUAUGGAUCCACAAUCUCUGGAGAUUGUCUCGUUACCGGUGAUUCAAGAGAAACUUAAUCCUAAUAUUUCAUUCCUCUCAAGGGAUCUGGUGACCGAUGACCCAUUAUGGGUGAGGACAGCAAGAAAUAAAGAUCCUAAUACUCCAUUCCUUUUACAUAGGGCUCCGGAGAAUAAUGUCCCAUUACAGGGGAUUACAGAAAACAAUACAGAUUCUAAUAUUUCACACUUCCCACAUAGGAAUCCGGAGAAUAAUGACAAUAAUGUCCGAUUACAGGGGAUUACAGAAAACAAUACAGAUCCUAACAUUUCACACUUCUUACAUAGGGCUCCGGAGAGUGUGCCAUUGCAGGGGAUUGCAGAAAACAAUACUGAUCCUAACAUUUCACUCUUCUCACAUAGGGCUCCAGAGAAUAAUGUCCGAUUACAGGGGAUUACAGAAAACAAUACUGAUCCUAACAUUUCACACUUCUCACAAAGGGCUCAGGAGAGUGUUCCAUUACAGGGGAUUACACAGAAACCUAAAGAUCCUAAUACACCCUACUUUCGAAAGAAGUAUCAGGGGAAGAUUAAGUUAGUGGAUUUAAAUGAGGAGGAAAUGUGGGAGGAGAGAAGAAAAGACGCGGCAAAAGAGAGGUAUUUGAAAUUGCCGUACAAAUGUGAGAGUUGUAUCCAUGGGUUUUCCGUUCAGCCGCAUUUGGAAGGACAUAUGGAAAGGAAACAUACUGAGACAAGCGGGAGUGUCCCGUGUGCGAUAUGUAAGGUGUUCACCCCCGUGGCACUAUUAGAAAAACACAUAAAACGGCACUAUAGGAGGGUCGACUGUGGCGUGUGCGGGGCGCGCUACAAUACGCAGAACGCAGCAGAGGCGCACUACGGCAAGAUGCACGAGACUUCACCUAUACACAAGUGCGAAGAAUGUGGACAUACCUCAAAUUCGCUCCGCAACUUGCGCCGUCACCGUCAGAAGCAUGAGGGCAAAGUGAGCUGCGAGCAUUGUGGGAAACAGUUUGUCAGCAACAUGGGCCUCAAAGACCACGUCCAGAAUUUCCACAAACCCUCAAACCGCACGCAUACCUGCCCCAAAUGCUCCAAAGUGUUCCGGGCGAGCGGCAGCUUCCUGGCUCACUUGCGGACCGCGCACGGGGCCGACGGCGGGGCCUACUGCAGGCCGUGCGACGCGCACUUUAGCACCAAGCGGAGCCUCAAGAUCCACCUGAAGACGCACAGCAAACAUACCAAUGAAAAUGAUAAAAAGUUAGUAGAAUUUGUUGACACUAUUCCUCGCCAGUGGGGCGACGGCGACACUCCUUUCGGGCAUUCUCGGAACAAAAAAAGGUACCGGGUGAGUGCCAGCUUCCUGACUCACUUGAGGACCGCGCACGGGGCCGACGGCGGGGCCUACUGCAGGCCGUGCGACGCGCACUUUAGCACCAAGCUGAACCUCAAGAUCCACCUGAAGACGAACAGCAAACAUACCAAUGAAAAUGAUAAAAAAUUCGUGUGUAGCGAGUGUGACGCGCGCUUCUUCACGGAGCCCAAGCUGAGAGAACACAUCGAGUGGAAACACCGCAACAACGACCGGCAUAAGUGCGACGAGUGCGAUAAAGUAUGUAUUAGCUAUAUUAUUGUAGGUUCGUGUGUAGCGAGUGCGACGCGCGCUUCGUUCGUGUGUAGCGAGUGCGACGCGCGCUUCUUCACGGAGCCCAAGCUGAAGGAACACGUCGAGUGGAAACACCGCAACAACGACCGGCAUAAGUUCGUGUGUAGCGAGUGUGACGCGCGCUUCUUCACGGAGCCCAAGCUGAGAGAACACGUCGAGUGGAAACACCGCAACAACGACCGGCAUAAGUUCGUGUGUAGCGAGUGCGACGCGCGCUUCACGGAGCCCAAGCUGAGAGAACACGUCGAGUGGAAACACCGCAACAACGACCGGCAUAAGUUCGUGUGUAGCGAGUGCGACGCGCGCUUCACGGAGCCCAAGCUGAGAGAACACGUCGAGUGGAAACACCGCAACAACGACCGGCAUAAGUGCGACGAGUGCGAUAAAAUAUUUAAAAACACUUCGUCGAAGAGAAAUCACAUAAAACGCGUCCACGAACAAAAUACACUACCCCGGGAUAAGAUAUGCGACCACUGCGGCCGCGGGUUUACGACGAUGGCGAUCCUGCGCUCGCACAUCCGCACGCACACCGGCGAGCGGCCGUUCAAGUGCGCGCACUGCCCGGCCACUUUCGCGCACUCCGCCGCGCUUUACACGCACAACAAGCUAGUGCACAAAAAGAAGAAAAAGCUGACGUGAGAUAUUACUCUUACUAUUUCUGUAGCAGUGGGACACAACAGGCUAUUAAAAAUAACUUGCUUGGCUUGUUCUGAAAUAAAUUAUUUAAAUUAGAAUUUAUUAUUGGGAGCCUAUAAUGUCCCACUGCUGGGCAAAGGCCUCCCCCCACUUUUUCUAGUCUAAAAAAAAUUUCAGUUAAAUUUGAAUUUGAAAAAAAUAUCUGUAUCUAAAGACUUACUACAUUUGUAUUUGAGGACGCGACAAAGUCAGGGUGGCCGAGUCUGAUUUUAGUAUACUUAUGACAAAAUAUAUAAGCUAUACGCAAAACAAGCUAUAGUUCGUUUUUUUAGCAUUAGAAAUAAGGUAAACAAUCUUUACGUGUCUUUUAAUUGAAAAACACGUCUUAAAAAUAAGUUA
Cydia splendana is the source of this 3450-nucleotide messenger RNA. RefSeq names its product zinc finger protein 761-like. The transcript is spliced from 15 exons. Gene Ontology annotation, biological process: regulation of transcription by RNA polymerase II. The coding region runs from base 37 to 3054 and encodes 1005 amino acids. Gene Ontology annotation, cellular component: chromosome; nucleus. The record is from RefSeq and is a predicted model, not a curated record. NCBI's taxonomy places the organism in Eukaryota, Metazoa, Arthropoda, Insecta, Lepidoptera, Tortricidae. Gene Ontology annotation, molecular function: zinc ion binding; chromatin insulator sequence binding.